AUGUAUAAAGAGCCCGCAACUCAACGAAAAAGGCGCCUUGAACGAGCUCGUAUAAAGUAUCAAGAAAAGAAGGCUAACGAGGGCUCAAAAGCUAAACGGGCAAGAUUAUAUAAAAAUCGCCAAGCCCAAAAAAAAUUAAGAGCUGAAGAAACGCCAUCAAUGAAAAAUAAACGCCUUUUACAACAACGCGAAAACAGGAUUAAACAACGGGACAAAGAAACUCCAGAAAGCGGAGAAGCCUGGAGGCAAGCGGAACAUGAACGAUAUUUACAACGCGCCGCUGCAGAAAAUCCAGAAAGCAGAGAAUCCCGGAAGCAAGCGGACCAUGAACGGUAUCUACAACGUUGUGCAGCACAGACUCCCCAAGAUCGAGAAGCCCAUCUGGAAAAUAUACGCAGACAGCGGCUGGAACGUUCAGCAAGCGAAAUAGAGUUUGAAAAAGCAAUUAACACAUUUUGUGAUCAAUUUUGUGAAGUUUGUACAAAACGAUGCUACCCUAACCAGGUUUCAAUAUUAAAAUUUUCUAAUUAUAAACCUAAUUAUUUGCCAAUUGAAUUAUUCCAAAAAAAACAACUAUUACUUUGUCAUCGCUGCAAAACUCAUCUGUCUAGUCGAAAAACUACUGCACCUCCAAAAGCAUUUUGGAAUAAACUUGAUCCUGGCGUUAUACCAAAUGAAAUCCACCUUCUUUCACGGGCAGAAAAACGAUUACUGUCGAGAAUAAUACCAUUUGUAAAAAUUAUUAAGUAUGAUGGCUUAUAUGGACAGUGGGGUUUCAAAGGCCAGGCAGUUCUUUUUGCACUAGACAUUUUUGAAUUCAUUGAAAAAUUACCGGAAAUGCUGCCAAGGUCAACCCAUGAAGCGGGUAUUAUCGUAGUUACUGAACGUCUGGAAAAUCUAAACAUUACUAGACAAUGGUCAAUAAAUCUUGGUAAUGACAAUUCAAUUGACUCUAUUAUUCCUAAAAAUAACGACAAAACUGGAGGUUUGCCAAAGGAAAUCGAAAUUUUCGUAGGGGCUAAAGUUAUGCUUAGAACAAACUUAAAUGUAUCUCAAGGACUUGUAAAUGGUGCAAUUGGAAAUAUCACAGAGAUUAACUGGCCCAAUUUUGCUAGAGAUCAACUUUAUGAUGAAUGUAUACCAAAAUCAAUUCGCGUCGACUUUGGAAGAGAUGGUAUCCAUAAAAUAGAGCCCAUAUCUAUUCAGUUUCCUGCGAUGCGCAGUUAUGGUACUGCUGAGCGUAGAAUGUUGCCAGCAUAG
This is a messenger RNA of Macrosiphum euphorbiae (potato aphid), 1260 nucleotides long. The record is from the annotation of a GenBank genome assembly. Lineage: Eukaryota; Metazoa; Arthropoda; Insecta; Hemiptera; Aphididae.